UUACUCGGUAGAUCUUAGUUAGUAAAUACGACGAAAAAAAAAAAAACGACCGGAAACUCACGUAUGAACAGUGUGGCGACAGACAUUCUGGAAAGAGACACAGGACAGAAUAGUUUCGGCUGCCUCUCCGUGGUGUGUGGCGGCGUCCUUGUGUGCAGCCAGCAAGCGAGUCCUUCAUGGUGUGUGUCUUGGGCCGCUCAGAAGGAAUGUUGGCCCUCCUCUGCAGUCUCCUAGUGGCGGUGCACGUGCUGGCUACGGCGUCCACGGAUUUCUCGGAAUGUUCUGACAAAGCGAAUCAGACGGUGGCCGUGAAGGGAUGGCCCGUGGUGGUGGCCCUGCGCGUCCCCAUCAUGGCCUCCUUCUCCCUCGAGCUCAACUUCAGCGCAGACAAUGCUGUGCACACCACCCUCAGUCUCAACCACAGUGGCCAGCAGAAAAUGAAAGUAGGAUUGCUCGAGGCGGUGCUGGGCACUUGGAUGGCAAUGAGCAAGCUGGAGACGGCGGCGCUCCUGCCCGACAGCUCCUGGGCCGCGCUGAAGAUCGCCAUAAGAAGCAAGAAACUCGAGCUGCGGGCGCACAGCGAGGUGGACUCCAUCAAUUACACCACCAUCGCCUUGCUUGAUCUCACACAGGCCAUGGAGGUAGAUACCGUCUCCUGCAGCGGCCGCGAGUGUCGCCUCGUGGACCUGCAGUGCCUCAACACUAAGAGAUCAGACUCAGACAAGGAUGACCACACCCCGGAAGUCAAGCCCACGCCAAGCAGCGGCAAGGCUUCCUACUACUGGGCCUUCUACGCGGUCAUAUCCUUGCUGGUGACAGUGUGUCUGCUCUUCUUCAUCUGGCGAAACGAACGCAACAAAUUUAGGAACCGCUGGCUGAGGCACGCCCAGUCUAUGCGCCACGCCACCGCCUCCAGCACGAGCCAGGAAGGAAACACACCCCAAACCGAAGUGACGAGUGACGCCGUGGCCUGGAAGAAAUCCGGGACACACUGCGCCUUUGCCUACAAAGGUCCCUGCAUCGGCGACUCGGACUGAUGCCUAGCCGGACCACCAUGCCAUGCCUCCGCCAGAGCCUCAGGAGGGAAACAGUGAAGGUCAGGUUCCAUCGUAAAAAGAUUAAUAGAAUCAUGCUGCCCAGAACUUCCAUUAGCUAUGUGAUUUAUGCUUCUAAAUGAUGCUAACAGAUAUAUGACAGGUUACUUUGAGUUUCAUGUUGUUUGUCUCGAGGCACUGGCAAGAUGUUUGUUGAGCUGCGAGCCCAUGAUGAUAACUGUUCUGGACUUAGUGCCUCCUUGAACACCGCCGCCAGAGGAGUAACCUACUGCAUGUUUGUUAUAUGCAAACUUGUGUCGUAGUUCUUUAAAGAGAGGAGAGAAUAAUGCUGAAUAUUUCUUAGGGCACAGUUUUAUAGUAACUGCAAUUUCGUUGCUGCAGGCAAUAUUUUCUAGUCAGGACCAGCGUGUCCUCGUGUGAAUUUCAUCUUUCCACCAAAGGGAGCACGGAGUGUUGCUGUUCAAAUUUGGUAUUAUAUGUGGAAUGUUGAGAGAGAAAAGGUCAUGUGUGUGUGUGUGUGUGUGUGUGUGUGUGAAAAUGUAUAUGAUGAAACAAUAAAUACUCCAAAACUGCUUAUUAUUGUAAAACAUAUCACUUAUGAUAAUGGUGGAAAAAGCCCAGCGGGUUCCCGGCGGUGCCACAGUGGUGCGGCGAGCUGGUCUGGCCAAGGAUGCUGCAGCCAAGGUCUAGACAUUCUAAAUAUUCUAGACCUUGGUAGCAGCAAGCCUCCAGUGAGGAUUCAAUGCUUAGCAAUACCCUGGUGCAUAGAUUUUCUAUCAGAGAAAAGUAACACCAAUAAUACCAUUUAUCUAUUUUACAUCCCUGUGAACAUGGUUUGAAGACAUGUCUGCUAUAGUACAUAAAUAUUAGUUCACUGUAUUUAUUGUAUGCUGUGGAAGUGAAAUGCUUCGCUGUAUAGAUUUCUCUUCCUCUUCUUGAGAUAUACUGUAAUCUGCAUAAGUUCUUCUGAAAGUUAUUUAUUAUAAUUAUUUGGUUUGGUGUUCUGCAGAAAUAAGAAAAAGGUCAUAUAUAUAUAUAUAUAUAUAUAUAUAUAUAUAUAUAUAUAUAUAUAUAUAUAUAUAUAUAUAUAUAUAUAUAUAUAUAUAUAUAUAUAUAUAAAGAGCAUUGUAAUAAUAAUUUAUUUUACAAGUGAGUACUCGGCAGUGUGCAAGACUCGCUUUAAUAAAACCCAGAUUCAUGUGGUUAUUUAGCUGAUAAGGUAAAUAAAAGACAAUGAAUUUCCGAAUCUCCAAGCGUGCUUUUCUUUCGUACUGAGAGCAAGACCCACGUUCAUCUGGGGACGCUGCACCUAACUGUAUCAAGGAGGUUAAUAAAGACUUACUAACCCCUC
Messenger RNA from Eriocheir sinensis (Chinese mitten crab), 2406 nucleotides. RefSeq lists its product as uncharacterized. The transcript is spliced from 4 exons. The record is from RefSeq and is a predicted model, not a curated record. NCBI's taxonomy places the organism in Eukaryota, Metazoa, Arthropoda, Malacostraca, Decapoda, Varunidae. The coding region runs from base 177 to 1037 and encodes 286 amino acids.